Neoarthrinium moseri is the source of this 1416-nucleotide messenger RNA. RefSeq lists its product as uncharacterized. The record is from RefSeq and is a predicted model, not a curated record. NCBI's taxonomy places the organism in Eukaryota, Fungi, Ascomycota, Sordariomycetes, Amphisphaeriales, Apiosporaceae. The transcript is spliced from 3 exons. Bases 1 to 1416 code for a protein of 471 amino acids.
AUGCAGCCGGCCGCGUCGUCGCCGAAGCGGAGGAGUAUGUGCAUGCGAUGGGUGCUCAUCUUCUCCCUCAUCGGCAGCUCGUUGCAGACGGCUCUGCAGAAACUUUCUCGUGACAAUGAAACGGAGCCUCCGGUCGAGACCGUGUCGCAUCCAGUAUAUCCCGGAAUAGCCGCCCAAUAUGGAAACCCCGCAAUUAUUGCUUCGGGAACAACGUCAACUACUGUACCAACUGCGGCAACUGUUGUGAAGGAAACGCUUGCUCUCCAGAUGCAACAACUCCGUGCUGCGGUGCGGGAUACUGCCAACAGGGAGAGACUUGUCAAGAUGGGCAGUGUGUUGCGCCAGUGUAAGGGUUUACAUGUUUCUUUCUCGAUCUAUGCCACUAACUGUGAAAGGGUAACUACAACCAUUACGAGCACCAUCACAUCAACUGUCAGCCAUUUCGCCACGGUGCUGGCAAGUGUUGAGGUCAAUGUCGACCAGACAUCGACGGUGGUUUCGACUGAUGUCACAACCGUGUCCAAUGUGGAUAUAGCGACCGAUGUCAUCUACACAACCACGACAGUCAACCAGAAGCGCAGCCUGCCUUCAGAAUCGGCCAGAGUUGACUCUCCCAGAAACCAACUUGACGCGGCUGGUCUUAAGGACGCCCCCGAAGAUGACGAUGACAGACCAAUCAGUCCAUUUGCUGCUAGAUUUGACCCCGUCCCUUGGGAGCAUCUUCAUGGAUUCGAGAAGAAGGCCAUUGCAGCGAGGGCAACAAGUACCCGGACGACUACUGUCACAGUAACACGCACUACGGAUGUGACUUCGACUAUAUCAAGUACGGUUACGAUUUCGGCUACGUCUCUUGUACUCGUGACCUCAGUUCAGAGCCGGACAAGUGUUCUGAACGCCAAACAGACCGUGUCAUUUACAUCUACCAUCACUGAAAUCCUGAGACCGCCAACCGUCCAGACCCGAACUUCAAUAGUGACGGUGCAGGCCUCGGAAACGUCCAGCGCCACCUCCCAGACCUCUAGCAACCUGCCUGGCCCCACGAGCUCCUCGGAUGAGCCCACCACGAGCACUUUGCCCACCUCGAAGAUCGUAGGCAUUGCCGUCGGCACGGGCGUGGGGGCGAUCCUGGUGGUCGCGGCGCUGUUCGUGAUCUGGCGGCUGCGGCGGCGGCGGCUGCGGUCGCGGGCCGAGCCCUGGUACGCCGGGGUGCCGAGCGAGGGCAUGUCGCACACGCCGCAGCUGCCGACGGACCCGUCGACGCCGGCUGUCACGCCGCCGUCGGGCAUCGGGCAGUUCACGCGCCUGCCCCGGGCGUCGUACCGGAACUCGGUCCAGAACACGGUGGCGGGGAGCCACGGGCGCAACCACAGCACGAAUAGCACGCAGAGCUAUGCCGGCAGCGCGGUGAUGCGUUAA